Molecule: messenger RNA, 1935 nt
Organism: Fopius arisanus
Lineage: Eukaryota; Metazoa; Arthropoda; Insecta; Hymenoptera; Braconidae
Gene: mus301
Product: mutagen-sensitive 301
Molecular function (GO): nucleic acid binding; ATP binding
Source: RefSeq, a predicted model, not a curated record
UGGGAGUGAUAGUGACAGCAGCAUUCAGGCCUGUGAUGUAUCAAAAAUGAUUGAACGUGAUCUACAAACACUCAUGCCCUCAGUAAUACAGAAUACAUCAAUUCAUAAAUUUGAAGAGAAUAUUUCUGAAGCAUCUGAGCACUGGUGCAAUGCAUCAAUAUUUAAUGACACUGCCAUUACUUCGGGCUCUGAGAUUAACCGAGACCUACAGGAUCAUCAUUCAAAACAGAGCACGAAGGUGACACAGAAUUCUUCCAUUGAUUCGAUAAAAAGUCACACUCCACUUCCCAAUAUUAUGAUGGACUCUUUUGAUGAUGUGAAACUCGAUGAUUUGUGUUUGGAGUUUGAUAAUGAUGAUUUAAAUUUAACGAAAUUGGAGGAGAGAGUUGAGGCUAAGGAUCGUCAUCAGGCACGUGUUGCUGAAACGAGUGAUGAGAAGACAGGGAGUGCUUUUCAUGAUCUGCCUCAUAAGAUUAAAUCAUUGAUUUUCCGAGUUAAGAAAAUCAACGCACUUUAUGAUUGGCAAGACGAGUGCCUGAGAUUAAAAUCUGUGAUCAACCGAAGGAAUUUAAUUUACGCACUCCCAACGAGUGGUGGGAAAACUCUUGUAGCUGAAAUUCUAAUGUUAAGAGAAAUUACGUGUAAAAAAAGAAAUGCUAUAUUUAUUCUACCAUUUGUUGCAAUUGUUCAGGAGAAAAUUCAAUCAUUAGCCCCAUUCGCAGUCGAAUUAGAUUUUCUAAUCGAGGAAUAUGCUGGCAGUAAAGGUGGUUACCCCCCUGUAAAACGAAGACGAAAAAACAGCCUCUACGUGUGCACCAUUGAGAAAUCUAUGGGAGUGAUCAAUAGUUUGAUUGAAACUAAGAGAUUAAAAGAAGUUGGAAUGAUUGUAGUCGAUGAAUUACAUUUAUUAGGAGAAGAUGGAGGCCGAGGAGCAACUUUAGAGGGAUUAUUAGCGAAAUUAAUGUACAUGAAUGCGGAUAUCCACAUCGUGGGUAUGAGUGCAACGAUUGGAAAUUUGGAUGAAGUGGCACGGUUUUUGAAAGCAGAUGUGUACACGCGAAAUUUUAGACCCGUGGAAUUAAAAGAAUAUAUUAAAUGUGAGGAUCGCAUAUGGUUGAUAAAUACUAAAGAAGAGGAUAUAUUUACGGAUGAGAGGAAGAUUAAUUACCGAGUGAGUUCGCAAUUUAUUGAUGAAACUACUUUGGAACCGAAAUCCAAGAAAUCGAAACAAUCCAUUAUUCUUACCAGAAAGAGUCGAUUGGAAUUAUCGACUCUGGGAAAAGCUGCAAUGAAAGGCUCGAUCGAUCUCCAAACCGCAUACUAUUUACACGAGGACUUGAAAUCUGCUCAACGUCACUUGAUCUUAACGAAUGAUCUUCACGUUCUCUUCCUAGUCACUCCCUACGAUGUAGCGAAUCAGAUAAAACCCGUGGGUUCAGUUUUCUAUGAAGUAAUCAUGAGUUCUCCAUCAUCAGUCAUGGACGUCUCCCGGGUCUUGGGGUUUACUGAAACUGUGAUAAUAAAAUUACGAGAAGGAAUAAUGCCAAAGAAUAUAUCGUCACGAGUUUUUCACAGAUUUUACGUCACUCUGAUGCUUCAUGAGUUGCAAAAAGGCGCAUCAAUUUAUCAUGUAGCCGAGAAAUAUCAUGUUACUCGAGGAAUAACGCAGAAUCUUCUGAGCUCUACAGCUGCGUUCGCCUCUUCAGUCGUUAGAUUCUGUCAGGAAAUUCCAGAAUUCUGGGCUUUUAUUGAUUUCUUGAAAUCUUUUAGUAAGAAAAUCACUGCAGGUCCUGUUGAGGAGCUCGAGAUACUCAUGGAGCUUCCUGCUGUGAAAAUUGGGAGAGCAAGACAAUUGUAUGAUGCUGGGUUUAAAAAUCUCCAGGCAAUUGCUUCUACAAGCCCUACCAUUCUACAGAAGCAUUUGAAAUAUGCUUC